Chironomus riparius is the source of this 405-nucleotide messenger RNA. NCBI's taxonomy places the organism in Eukaryota, Metazoa, Arthropoda, Insecta, Diptera, Chironomidae. The record is from the annotation of a GenBank genome assembly.
GAAUUUUGAAAGUAACAUUUUACAAAAUUAAAACUUAAAAUCAUAAUUUUGGUAAAAUAUAUUUUCUAUAUAAAUCAUCAAAUAUGGAAAACAUUCAAAAAGAAGUCAUCAACCAUAUCAAUGGUCUUUCAUCGUCAAAAGGAGCUCACAAGAUUCCAAUAAUCAUUAUUGAAGAAGUUGACGUUGAUGUUGAUGACGAUUUACAGAAAUCAUUGAGUGAUAAAUGUCAUCUUGAAGUUCCACCUGAGAAUACUGAAAAGUUUUGCAGUCUGCAUACAGAAAUAGAAAUAAAAGACCAAGAUGGAAAUUUGAUGAAACCAAAAUAUAGAAAUUCAUCAACCUAAAUUCGAACAUUUUCAAUUAAGAUGCUACAUUAUAUCACUGUGAGGCAAAAUAAAAAUAAAG